This is a messenger RNA of Blumeria graminis f. sp. triticale, 600 nucleotides long. The record is from the annotation of a GenBank genome assembly. NCBI's taxonomy places the organism in Eukaryota, Fungi, Ascomycota, Leotiomycetes, Helotiales, Erysiphaceae.
AUGUUAACUAAGCCCACUAUGAGCCGUCUCUACAGAGCCUUAGUCUCGCAAGCUUCAUGGAGGCAGACACAGGCCCUGCCGGCGUCUCUACGACGCGGCCCCAUCGCGGCCUUCUCUAAAUCCAGCUCCAGCUCAUACCCGUCUGAAAGCAGCAGCAGCGGCGAAUCCCCUGCGCUCCCCGUCUCGAGCAGUCCAGCUGGCACAGUUCUCCGCGGCCUCAACUACAUUCAAGGCCACAACGAUCCCAUCGCGCUCGCCGAAAGCCACUACCCUGCCUGGCUCUGGAGCCUCCUCGAUGAGAAGAAGGCAUCAGAGAGCGCCGACGCCGACGAGGACUCGGAUCUAUUCGCAAAAUCUAAAAAGCUCCGACGAAAGGCUGCCAAGCGAAGCCGGAAACUCGAAGCCAUGCGUUUGGCAUCUGGACAAGUUUUGGAAGUCAAGGUCCCUCUCACACAGCAGUCCAUUGAUCUACCCGCAAACGAAGAGGGUACCCUAGAAGGAGCACAAAAGGCGGAAGAAAGCCGAAAGGAGCUUAAGAUGGCCAUGAGAUCAGAGCGGCGAAAAAUGAUCAAGCAGAAAAACUACUUGAAGAGUGUAUAA